GUAAAAAGUGCGAAGACGGUUCCGGACAUGGAGAGGUCAAUCAGGUUUGCAGUGGUGUGCGUCGGAGUGUCUCUGCUCAUCUCCUGCCAUCCGGUCGAAGCGUGGUACAAGCAGUCGACCGGGCCCAGUUACUACUCGGUGGGCCGCGCCUCCGGUUUGCUGUCCGGUAUCAGGAGGUCGCCGUACGUCCGGAGGUCCGAGUCUGAAGAGACGAUGGUGGACAGCGGGGAGACAGCAGGUAACAACGUGAUCCCAGAGACUAACAGGCAGAUCUCCAUCCUCAAAAGCAUGGCCAUCUGCGUGAAGGACAUCUCUCCAAACCUGAGGAGCUGCGAGCUGCUGCGGGACGGGACGGGCACCUUCCAGUGCAAGGCGGACGUCUUCCUCACCCUGGACUCCCUGGACUGCCUGUCCGCGUGAGUCCCGGUCGGACCGGCGGAGACAGCCCUCAUCAUCCACCGAGCCCCGGGAGCGCUUCCCUGGAAAGCCUACAACGAAGGAAUGAGGGAUGGAUGAGUGUGUCGGGGUUCGGGGGUGAUGGCGCAGAGGAAAAACCCGAUCACUACCGAUGAAAGACAGCUGCAGACUCUGAAUGUUUUCUCUUAUUUAAAAAAACACAAAAGUGGUUCAGUUUUGCUUUGGUUGCAUAGACAGGAGUAUUAAAAAAAAAAAAAAAAAAAAAAAAAUUAGUGCGAGAGAUGUUAGUUGAAAACAUUUUCUUUCCAGAUGCCACCCCAUCUUUACUGUUUACCCCUGACAUGUCCCUGCCCUUGCCAAAAUGUAUUAAAUGUCCAGAAAGUUGACUGCAGAGCAGAUGUCCUGUAAAGUACUUUUAUUUAUUUUAUCUAUUAAAAUGAACAAACACUGGUAACUUGUUGUGUGGCCACAUUUAUCUUUAAAUAUUCAACUAGUGGGGGGUGAAAAGGGAAAAAUAAGCGUUCCGGUACUGCCGUGAUUUGUUACUUUUAUCCCUUACAUGGUUGUCUUCAAAGAGUAAAAACUAUAAAAUAACAAUCUGAGAAUCUGGUCUAUUAGACUUUUAGAGAAACAACAUGAAACACAAAGAAUUAUUCUGAAAGCGGAAGAAGGA
Messenger RNA from Xiphias gladius (swordfish), 1090 nucleotides. RefSeq names its product neuropeptide B (gene npb). NCBI's taxonomy places the organism in Eukaryota, Metazoa, Chordata, Actinopteri, Istiophoriformes, Xiphiidae. The record is from RefSeq and is a predicted model, not a curated record. Gene Ontology annotation, biological process: feeding behavior; G protein-coupled receptor signaling pathway. The transcript has 2 exons. The coding region runs from base 28 to 420 and encodes 130 amino acids. Gene Ontology annotation, molecular function: G protein-coupled receptor binding.